Molecule: messenger RNA, 5745 nt
Organism: Petromyzon marinus (sea lamprey)
Lineage: Eukaryota; Metazoa; Chordata; Hyperoartia; Petromyzontiformes; Petromyzontidae
Biological process (GO): regulation of transcription by RNA polymerase II
Molecular function (GO): RNA polymerase II cis-regulatory region sequence-specific DNA binding; DNA-binding transcription factor activity, RNA polymerase II-specific
Source: RefSeq, a predicted model, not a curated record
AACGACACAUUCAUAUAUUUACGCCAUCUACCCACCACCCCCCCCUAAAACAACCUCUAUGAUGGAUGACGUUGAUCGCGUUAAUGAACUACCCCUGAAGCAUUGCGUACACGUGCGGAAUCGACGCCAACGGAAUCGGCACCUUGUGGAAUCGACAACCGACGUAAUCGAUCCGCCUCACGCCGGUUUCGGGCACGGGCAAGUUAUUGCCUUGGGGGUCUUCUCGGCCCCGCAAGUCGAGUGGCGGCAAGUCGCCUCCUCUGCCACGACGCCGUGUUCCUCCCGUGUUCCUCCCGUGUUCCUCCCCCGCUCGCGCCGAGAGCACGGGGAGAGAGAGAGAGGAGGCAGGCGGGCGGGCAUCGUGGAGAAAUCCUCGCGGCGUCGCGCGAGUGGAGGGAGGCAUGGAUGUAAAUGCGAGCCCAUCCAGGGAUGAGGAGCAGCGCGGUGCCAAAUCUGCACACCGGAUCUCCGACCACAGUGAAGGGGGAGACACGGGAGCCCUCGGGGCGGCCGCUGACUUUGAGUCUCCCGCGUCACCUCUGCUGGGCGCCACGGACGACGACGUCGCCGUUGAGCGGCCUGGGGGAGCCGGGGAUGCGAGGGGCCCAGCGUGCCGGAGGCGCGGGGGGCGCGGGGGACGGGACCCCGGUUGGGACGAUCCGCGGGGGGCGCAGAGACGCAGACGGGGAGCGAGCGUCGCUGGGCCGAGCGUCGCUGGGCCGAGCGUCGCUGGGCCGAGCGUCGCUGGGGAUGGACCGCAGCCUCCCGAUGGCACAGGCGAAGGCAGAGACGCGGUGGAGGGAUGCACAGCUGAGGUGAGGGAGCCCCCGAGGAGGAGGGGGAGGAGGAGGAGCGCGCGGACUCGCGCCGAAGCGGGAGAAGCGGUCACAGUGGAGACGCCGACCCCGCCGACGGACGUCGCGAGCAACGGGACGGGGGAGGGGGCGGGCAACCCGACGCCGCCCCCGCGCCUCCCCCGCCCCCGCGGGCGCCCGCGCCUCGACCCCAAGCCGGCGGCGUGCGGCACCUGCGCCAAGAUGUUCAGCGGCCGCCACGACCUGCGCAAGCACGAGCGCACGCACAGCGGCGAGCGCCCGUUCGCGUGCGAGCAGUGCGGCAAGGCCUUCGCGCAGGCCUCCGUGCUCAACCGCCACCGCCGCUCGCACACGGGCGAGCGGCCCUUCAUGUGCGACGAGUGCGGCAAGACGUUCUCGCUGCGCUGCAACCUGCAGGCGCACAAGCUGGCGCACGCGGGCGAGCGGCCGCACGCCUGCGCCGAGUGCGGCAAGGCGUUCGCGCAGGCGCGCUACCUCGCCGUGCACGCCAGGAAGCACGCGGGCGCCCGCGACUUCGUGUGCGAGCGCUGCGGCCGCGCGUUUGCCCACUCCGCCAACCUGGCGGUGCACCGGCGCGGGCACACGGGCGAGCGGCCGUACGCGUGCGAGCGCUGCGGCCGCGCCUUCGCGUGCGCCGCGUGGCUGGCGCAGCACCGCGCCUGCCACACCGGGGAGCGGCCGUUCCGCUGCGAGGUGUGCGGCCGCGGGUUCUCGCGCGCCUGGGCCAUUGCGCAGCACCGCAGCGUGCACACGGGCGAGCGGCCCUUCGUGUGCGAGCUGUGCGGCAAGGCCUUCCGCACCAAGCAGAUGAUGGCGCGCCACCAGCGGCAGCACGGGGCCUGCGCCGACGAGGUGGAGGACGCCCCCCUCUCGUGCGGCCUGGAGGUGCUGGCGCCGUGGACAGUCGAGGUGGCGACCUCUUCCCACCUUGCCACGUGCCAGGGCGUCAUGCAGGGCCUGGGGCCCGGAGCGGCUAACGCGCCGCCGCCGCCGCCACCACCGCCGCCGAUCAAGUUCGUCGCCGUGGAGCCGAGCGAGCUGCACGAGGCCGACCUGAGCCGCGUGCUUCGCGAGGUGCUGGACCGUGGAGGCACCUACGACGACGAAGAUUGUGACCCUGCGAAUGAAUGCACACAAGUGAUUAUUCAUAUUGCUUCCGUGACCCCAGUGCAGCCAGAUGAAGGGGGGGCGUCUCUGACAGAACCAGGUGCGGAGUCCUGCCCCGAGGUCGCAGCUGAACAUGAGCAGCACACGGAGCAUGAGGAGCACGGGCAGCAUGAGCAGCACGAGCAGCAGGAGCAUCACGGACAGCACACGGAGCAUGAGCAGUACCAGCAGCACGGGCAGCAUGAGCAGCACAUGGAGCACGGGCAACACGAGCAGCACAUGGAGCACAUGGAGCACGGGCAGCACAUGGAGCACAUGGAGCACAUGGAGCACGGGCAACACGAGCAGCACAUGGAGCACAUGGAGCAUGGGCAGCACACGGAACACGGGCAACACGAGUUCGUCGCGGAAGCCUCGAGCACGGGCGGCGUGCAGGAGGACGUGUCCGCGUACCACAACGCGGCGGCUGCCGGCGUGUGGGGCCAAGACAAGGACGACGCGGCCGUGGUGAUCGUCAUCAUGGGUGCCACGGAGGAGCAGCGGCAGGAGGAUAAGAAAGGGGAGGAGGGUGAUAAGGAGGGGGAGCAGCGCGAGACGCGUCCGAGAGGGGGGGCAGCCGUCGAGGAUUGCGAGGUCGACAGCGCCACGGACGUGAUGGAGAGGGCCCCUCACAGGCCCGGCCGCCGCAAGAGGGCCGUCUCGGCGGGACUGGCGUGCGGCGUCUGCGGGAAGCGCUACUCGCGGCGCCACGACCUGCGCAAGCACGAGCGCACGCACAGCGGCGAGCGUCCGUUCGCGUGCGAGCAGUGCGGCAAGGCCUUCGCGCAGGCCUCCGUGCUCAACCGCCACCGCCGCUCGCACACGGGCGAGCGGCCCUUCAUGUGCGACGAGUGCGGCAAGACGUUCUCGCUGCGCUGCAACCUGCAGGCGCACAAGCUGGCGCACGCGGGCGAGCGGCCGCACGCCUGCGCCGAGUGCGGCAAGGCGUUCGGUCAGCGGGCGCACUUGGCGGCACACCGGCGCGUCCACACGGGCGAGCGGCCGUACGUGUGCGAGGAGUGCGGCCGGCGCUUCGCCCACUCCUCCAACCUGACGCUGCACCGGCGGCGCCACACGGGCGAGCGCCCCUACGUGUGCGAGCGCUGCGGCAAGAGCUUCGCGCGCGCCGGCUUCCUGGCUACGCAUGCGCGCAGCCACACGGGCGAGCGGCCGUUCGCGUGCGAGGUGUGCGCCCGCGGGUUCGCGCGCCGCUCGUGGCUCGUCAUGCACCGGCGCUGCCACACGGGCGAGCGGCCCUACGCUUGCGUCGAGUGCGGCAAGGCGUUCGCGCGGCCCUCGGAGCUCGGCACGCACCGCCGCAUCCACACGGGCGAGAAGCCCUACCCGUGCCACGUCUGCGGGACGCCGUUCCGCGUCAAGCACCACCUCGUGCGCCACCAGAAGAAGCACGCGGGGGAGGCGGCCGGCGUCCAGCCGUCGUAGCUGGGCGCUACGAACCCGGCGACCCGGGUUCGAUUUGCGCUCACGGCCAACACCGGCGACGAUUAUCUGCUUUCGUCCUGGGCUUCCCCUGGGUCACGGUGUGUAAACAUCGCCAGCGUGGAGACGAGGGCGGCCGGGCGUGGUGCCGGCCACACCACUCCCCCGUGAGCCGUGUGCCGGCCUUUAAAGGUUCCGCUCACCGUGUGAAUGUGGCGUGGCUGCUGUGUCUGGCGGCUGGGAGACACCUACUGAUGAAUGGUGCGAAUGAAAUUCAGUCGGUAGCUUGCGCACGAUUGGCCUAACAUUUACAGCAAUGCCCCGAUUUACGUCUUCCCCAUUUUAAGUCGCAAAUACGUCGUCACUUUAUUAACACCGCUACCUGAUUUACGUCCGCCUCAAGCCCACACUCACGUCGCUGACAGCAUCGUCCGUCCUCUCUCCUUAUCCGUCGUCGCACCUUUCAGGAACACAUCCCCGACGUAAACCGGGGUGUUACUGUUCAUCCACAGCGUAAUUAAUUUAUAUUGCCUGUAUUUGACACGUACUUAUUUAGUUGCUUGCAAAUUCGUAUAUUGUCACUGACCUAUAUUAAUGCAUUUUGGUCGGUUAUUUGGCGAUUACUGCAUUGGCUGUGGUGCACAAGCACAAGUAAAAAAAAAAACAGCCUUAAAAGGAAUAUAAAUACUGUAAAUAUGUGAUGUUAGAUGAAAUUCUCCUAUUUCAGAGCACGUGAAUCGGCCAGUGAGUGGCGAAUGUGUUGAGAUUUUUUUGUUAACUAAUUAUUGUUGUUGCUAAUCUGAGGUGCGGGGGGGGGACGACAAACUGAACACAAAAAGCAGUUCUAAAUAAAUUAGUUUUUUCAAUCUUUAUUUAAAAGUCCAUAACUCCCAGUGGCCCCCUAAUAUUGGAAGGAACAGCAUUCCAGACAGCCGCAGAAGCGCAUCUAAAACAGCCUUAAAAGGAAUAUAAAUACUGUAAAUAUGUGAUGUUAGAUGAAAUUCUCCUAUUUCAGAGCACGUGAAUCGGCCAGUGAGUGGCGAAUGUGUUGAGAUUUUUUUGUUAACUAAUUAUUGUUGUUGCUAAUCUGAGGUGCGGGGGGGGACGACAACAAACUGAACACAAAAAGCAGUUCUAAAUAAAUUAGUUUUUUCAAUCUUUAUUUAAAAGUCCAUAACUCCCAGUGGCCCCCUAAUAUUGGAAGGAACAGCAUUCCAGACAGCCGCAGAAGCGCAUCUAAAACAGCCUUAAAAGGAAUAUAAAUACUGUAAAUAUGUGAUGUUAGAUGAAAUUCUCCUAUUUCAGAGCACGUGAAUCGGCCAGUGAGUGGCGAAUGUGUUGAGAUUUUUUUGUUAACUAAUUAUUGUUGUUGCUAAUCUGAGGUGCGGGGGGGGGACGACAAACUGAACACAAAAAGCAGUUCUAAAUAAAUUAGUUUUUUCAAUCUUUAUUUAAAAGUCCAUAACUCCCAGUGGCCCCCUAAUAUUGGAAGGAACAGCAUUCCAGACAGCCGCAGAAGCGCAUCUAAAACAGCCUUAAAAGGAAUAUAAAUACUGUAAAUAUGUGAUGUUAGAUGAAAUUCUCCUAUUUCAGAGCACGUGAAUCGGCCAGUGAGUGGCGAAUGUGUUGAGAUUUUUUUGUUAACUAAUUAUUGUUGUUGCUAAUCUGAGGUGCGGGGGGGGGACGACAACAAACUGAACACAAAAAGCAGUUCUAAAGAAAUUAGUUUUUUCAAUCUUUAUUUAAAAGUCCAUAACUCCCAGUGGCCCCCUAAUAUUGGAAGGAACAGCAUUCCAGACAGCCGCAGAAGCGCAUCUAACAACCGCGCCGCCGCUGCGGAUGACCGCAGCGGCGAUUGCCAAGGUACAGAUUUAAAACGCCAAGCGGUCAUUAUAAUAACAUUAAAAAAAACCAACAAGUUCAUCCAUAACACUUUGUGUGGCCUUAAAAGGUAAAAUAUAUAAUAGGUGUCUUCGGGAAAUGGCCCUUGAUAGCACACAAAUAGUGGUUAGAAGAGUGGUUACGAUGGAGUGGGUUGAAAAGUCCAUGGUUGUGUUUCCACACUGAUAUUGUCCAUCGUGCUUGUAAACUUCUUUUGGAUACGUUGCCUAUACAGCAAAAGGUGGUCCAGAUGUCUUGUGACCCCCCCCCCCCCCCCCCAAUUCUCUUAACCUGAAUAUUUAUUUUUAAUAAACAAAAAUGUUAGGGGUCAACUGUACCACUCUGUCCAAUACCACCUCCCCCUGAGUUCAAAUCUAUCACAUGUAAAUGAAUGUGCAUUGUUACACGUGUGUACAUUAAAGUUAACAAUUCAUGAAAUGAA